GUGCAUCAAUAUUUUGACCGCAACUGUAGCCAUUUAUCGCAUGUAAAAGAAUAAGGCGCAACUGUAAGCACAAAUCAGCUGUGCGACAGCGUGUAUGUUAAUGAGUAUGUGUGUUUGUGAGAAUGAACGAAAGUGAAUGUAAGAGCACGACAGAUAAGCACAAUACAUAUGUAUAUGCAUAUUUAUAUCAAUAUAUGUAUGCAUGUGUGAGAGUCGCUUUUAGAAAAGUUGCCAGCAACGAUAAAUGAAAAAUCGAGCGUCGAACAAAACAACAAAAGGAAAGCAGCAAAUAUCACAAUCUCAAGUACGUAAAUAACUAAAUACAUGUGUUUAAAAGUAUCCAAAAAAAGGAGAAGAAGAACAAAGCGUUCAGUAAUAAUAUUCAAAUCGAGAUAUUAAAUUUCAUACGCAGUUCAAUUUUUGUCACGUGCCCAAGAGAAGUAUAAGCAAAGCAGAAUAAUAAUAAUGAUUCCAUCGUUUACCGGCAACUGGAAUCAGGUAAGGGAGAAGCGGCGUGUUCUGGUCAAAUGCGGUGGCUUCUCAAGCCAACUGGCCCGCAAUGUCACCGACCAGGUCGAUGGUGAUCCACUGUGGGGCUCCCGUUUCGAUGCCACGCAUUCGGAGGCCGUGGUGCAAACACAUUUGGACUUUUUGCGCAAAGGUGCUGACAUUAUAUUGACUAACACCUACCAAUCCAGCGUCGAGGGUUUCAUGAAGCAUUUGGACAAGACGCGGGAGGAGAGCGUGGCCUUGAUUGAGAAAAGCGUUCAUUUGGCGCGCCAGGCAAAGUCGCAGUAUCUGGGUGAAAUGGCGGCCAUCAAUGGUAACAUUGCACCCACCAUGCCCUGUAUAUUGGCCUCAAUUGGACCGUAUGCAGCACACUUACACGAUGGCUCCGAGUACAAUGGCAGCUAUACCAACCUGGUGAACUAUACGCAGCUGCAGGAGUGGCAUGUCACACGUAUCGAGAGCUGCCUGCGGGCGGGAGUCGAUGGUCUGGCCGUGGAGACGCUGCCCUGUCAACUGGAGGCCUUGGCGGUGACCGAACUCAUACUCACCAAAUAUUCAACUACCAAAUUCUGGGUGUCCUUUCAAUGCAAGGAUGAGACUAGUCUGGCACAUGGUGAACCCUUUGCCCAGGCGGCUUUGGCAGUUUGGCGCUUGGUAUCGGACCACAAGGCACAGUCACGUCUGCUGGGCAUUGGCGUCAACUGUGUGAAUCCCAGCCUUGUGACACCCCUCUUCCAAUCUCUGCUUACCAUCAUGCCCUCGGACGAGAAAAUACCCCUUGUUGUCUAUAGCAAUCGUGGAGAAGUCUAUGAUCGCGAUCGUGGCGAGUGGACGGGCAAUGGUCUAAAUGUGGUGAACUUUGUCCACGAUUGGAUUGCACUUGGGGCAUGCAUCAUCGGCGGUUGCUGCCGUGUCUACCCAGAUGAUAUACUCGAAAUUCGCAAAUGCAUUGAUAACAUUGCCCAACAGGGUCAAUCGGAAAUAUGCACGUCCCUAGUUUUAUAGAUUAUUUAUAAGAUUUGCUCUCUAAAUGAUUUUUAAGAUACUCUGCCUCAAACUUUUAGUGUACGUCAUCUGUGGGUAUAUGUUUCUGUUAGUUCAACUCAUUUCAGGUCGUUAGGGUUGAAAAUAGUUAUGUAUAUUAAAUAAUGCUAAGUUAUGCUUAUCUACAAAACUGUUCAAAA
Molecule: messenger RNA, 1694 nt
Organism: Drosophila innubila
Lineage: Eukaryota; Metazoa; Arthropoda; Insecta; Diptera; Drosophilidae
Product: selenocysteine methyltransferase
Exons: 2
Coding region: 466-1515 (349 amino acids)
Biological process (GO): S-methylmethionine cycle
Molecular function (GO): S-adenosylmethionine-homocysteine S-methyltransferase activity
Source: RefSeq, a predicted model, not a curated record